This is a messenger RNA of Sclerotinia borealis F-4128, 1782 nucleotides long. NCBI's taxonomy places the organism in Eukaryota, Fungi, Ascomycota, Leotiomycetes, Helotiales, Sclerotiniaceae. The record is from the annotation of a GenBank genome assembly.
AUGGCGAAACCAAAGAAUUUGGCAAAACAGAUUAAGGAAUUGGAAGAUCCUAUUCCUAAGGAUUUCGACCCGGAAGAUGAUAAGCCGGCGCAAGAGAGCGAUUCGGAAAGUGGUGGUGAGGAGAGUGAUGAUGGACUGGCGGGGACAGAACAUUAUGUUCAAGUUGGAAAGAGCAAGCUUCGAAAACCAGAAGAAGCCGCCCUUGGACCGCAGUAUGCCGGAUCUCGAGUCACUCGCGAACAAUUGAUGAACGCCGAUGAUGAAGAUGAAUCCAAUUCAGUGUAUGAAAGUGCUGACGAAGGAGCAAAAAUCGAAGGAAUGGAGUUUAAUGGAGAAUUUGAUGAUAUGGAAGUCGACAGUGAUGAGGCUUUAGGGGAGAGUGAUGAUGAGAGAUUCAAGGAUUUCGUUUUUCGAGGAAGUGGAAAGCCAAAGAAACCUACGAAGAAGCCUGUGGAUAUCAAUGGUGUGAAGAAAAGACCUACUGCUGCUGAUUUCAUGUCGGACAGUGGUGAGGAAGAGGGCGUGAAGUUGUCUGAAGCGGAAGACGAUGAUAACGAGGAGGACAUUGAGGAUGAGGAGGCAGACGAGACUGAUGAAGAUAUCAUGAAUGUCGACGCUCAACAUCCCGAGCCCACGAACGAUAUUGAAGAAAGUUUUAACGAGGAAGAGGAAGAUUCGGAAAACUUUGACCAGAGCGAUGAAGAGGAAAUCGACGAUGACGAAGAGAGUGAAGAAGAAGAUGCAUCCGAUGACGAUGAGAAUGAUGAGGAUGAGCAAUCAAGACGUGCUGAGUUGCGAAAGAUCAUGGGGGAGGAACAGAAAACAGUUGUCGCAACAAUUUCUCAAGCGGCAAAGGCAGACGCUGAUAAGGGCAAUGCUGUGAAGAAACAACGCAAAGCAUUCGACUCUCUUCUCAACGUCCGCAUUCGCCUCCAAAAAGCAUUGGUAGCCACGAACUCGUUAGCCGCGGCUGAUGAUAAGGAUCAGGAGGACAGCGUUGAGAAUCCUUUCCAAGCCGCAGAGGAGGCAGCCAUUAAAUUAUGGAAUACAAUCGAUCGAGUUCGACACGAUCUCUCAAAGGCAUCCGAUACAUCCAAAACAGGACAGAAACGGAAGCGCAAAAUUGACUCCACCACUGCCUCGUCGGCUAUUUGGGAGCGAAUGCAAGCCUCCGAGGUUGCCAAUCUCGACACUCGACAAACUGUCCUCGAAAAAUGGUCUAGCAAAGUCCGCGCCACAACAGCCCUUCCAAUUUCCCGCAAACUUAACCCUAAUGCCCCUCAGCAAUCUAUCACUUCUCUUAUCCAAGAUACUCUUUCUAGUUCCGAGCACCUAGUCUCCCGCACCAAAGUUCCCCGCUCCUGUGCUCCCGUUCAAAAACAGAUGAAACUUAUUACCGACCCCAACAUCUACGACGAUGCUGAUUUCUACCAACUGCUUCUCAAAGAAUUGCUCGAUCAACGAAUGAUUGAUUCUUCUUCCGCAGCCACUGGUGAUGCUGGUAAACCAAUGCAAUGGACUGCAGUUAAAGAGGCGAAGACGAGAAAGAAUGUCGAUACCAAGGCUAGUAAGGGUAGGAAAAUGAAGUUCACAGUUCAUGAAAAAUUGCAGAAUUUCAUGGCGCCAGAGGAUAGAAAUAUGUGGGAAGAGACUGCGAGAGAUAGAUUCUUCGCAACAUUAUUGGGACGGAAAUUGGAUUUGGGAGAAAAUGGAAACGAGGAGGAUGUUAGUGAGGAUGAGGGGUUGAGGGAAGAGGAGGGUUUGAUGUUGUUCAGAUCUUGA